AUGGCAACACUCAAUAAAUUAAUUCACUUGGACAAUAUAAAUUAUGGUGAUCUCCUACGGAAUAUACUGCGUGCACAACCAGAAAAUGUAGCUGUGGUCAUUUUAAAUGAAAAAGACACUGCACAAGAUGAAUCUCUUUUAGAAAUAACAUCAAAAGAGAACUUCAUUGAGCCUAAAAAUCCUUUAAGAUACAGAGACAGUUCAGAUUCAGACUCCUUCUUCAUAAAAGAACCAACUAUUUAUGGUCCAAACGAUAAAAUACCUAUGGAAAAUGCAAGAAUUAGAUGCCGUCUAUGCCUGCCAAAAGAAUGUCGUAUUGCCUGUCGUAGAAGGUUUUGA
Messenger RNA from Pieris macdunnoughi, 339 nucleotides. NCBI's taxonomy places the organism in Eukaryota, Metazoa, Arthropoda, Insecta, Lepidoptera, Pieridae. The record is from the annotation of a GenBank genome assembly.